Messenger RNA from Stegastes partitus (bicolor damselfish), 1159 nucleotides. Its product is annotated as mucolipin-1-like. The transcript has 8 exons. Gene Ontology annotation, molecular function: NAADP-sensitive calcium-release channel activity. NCBI's taxonomy places the organism in Eukaryota, Metazoa, Chordata, Actinopteri, Pomacentridae. Bases 100 to 1113 code for a protein of 337 amino acids. Gene Ontology annotation, cellular component: lysosomal membrane; plasma membrane. The record is from RefSeq and is a predicted model, not a curated record.
GUGUCAUCGAUGCGCUGCGACACGGAGCGUCCCGUCGCUGUCCCUCUAACACCGCUUUAACAACAUGGAUACGAUGUGUUUGACCGUCUGAGCCUCGUCAUGGCGGCUUCCAGCUACACCUGCAUCCAGGACGGAGCCACAGAGAAGGACAGGCUUCUGUCAGCCAGCUACGGGUCCAGGGAUCUCCUCGGAGAUGGGAGCUCCCGUCCCUCCGGCCUGGUGGGCUCCGAGUUCCACCGGCAGCAGGAGGAGGAGGAGGAGGAGGCGCUGAGACGGAAGCUCAAGUACUUCUUCAUGAGCCCCUGCGACAAAUAUCACGCAAAGGGACGCAAACCCUUCAAACUGGGCCUGCAGCUGCUGAAAAUCAUCAUCGUGACCGUGCAGUUGGUGCUGUUCGGACUCAGCAACCAGAUGGUGGUGACGUUUAAAGAGGAAAACACAGCGGCAUUCAGACACCUUUUCCUGAAGGGUUAUCAGGACAACGCUCCGCAGGCCGUCCACACGCAGAUGGAGCUGUACAGCCACGUCUACUUCGCCGUAGAGCAGUACUUGGCUCUGCCUCAGAUCUCUCUGGGACGGUACGCGUACGUGUUGGACCCCGGCAUGAACGGAAGCGCGCUGUUGCUCUGCCAGAGGUUCUACAGCCGGGCCACCAUCGACCCCGUCAACGACACCUUCGACAUCGACCCGCACGUUAACACCACGUGCGUCGGGUUAAAUCCUUUGACUGACGGCUCGGUUCCAGGAAACGGUGACUACAAGAAUUUCACUCUCGAGUUUUACAAGCUCAUCAAUGUGACGAUUGACUUCAAGCUGAAGGCCAUAAACAUCCAGACCAUCAUCAACAAUGAGAUCCCCGACUGCUACACCUUUGCCAUCACAAUCGUCAUGGAUAACCGGGCGCACAGCGGCAAAGUUAAGAUCAGCCUGCAGAACGAGGCCUCCAUUAAAGAGUGCAAAGACCCCAACGUGUCCGGACACGCUGAGAGCUACGCCCGGGAGUUCUUUGAUGUGCUGGUGGCGACCGUGUGCUUGUUGUCGCUGCUGCUGUGUGGGCGCUCCAUCGUCAGAGGCGUCCUCCUGCAGCACGUAAGACUUCUGUGUUUUACUUGAUGUUUGUAAAAUUUCAGAAUCAGAAUCAGAAAUACUUUAUUGACCC